AUAUUGAAGCUAGCUUUAAGGGAAAAUGCGUCGCGGUCGUGGCCUUCGUAAGCGAGAACCAGACAACAAAGACCAGUUUGUGGAGUUGGUGGACGAUUACCUAGAGCAAUACUCGGGUCUGCGUGAAAGGAGUCGCACCAGUGCCUCGCGGGCGGCAGCCUUCCAACAAUCAACCAAUGACGACGUCGCAAACGCUCGUUGGGCAGCCGCGGCGACUGCUGGGCAGCACAAUCGGUCUCUUGUACACAUUCUAUGCGCACACGGCUGGGCGGCGCGCGUGCUCGUGCACGACUUGCUCCGAGACGACGCCAGGCGCGUGUUGGACGCGACGAAAAACCUGUUUGUUAGCAUGGUGGACGUGGCGCAGUCUGCGGCGUGCAAACAACUGGCGCUCGCGCUCAUUCGCACAGACACCCUCAGCGUCUGCGCUCAGCUGCUGUCCAAAGUUGCGGCCGGCAGCAGCACGGACGCGGGCGGGGCUGCGGGCGGCCCUGGCGGCGGUGCGAGCGCAGACAAAGACCGCACAGCCAGGCUUGCAAACAUGAUGUGGCAGGGGUCUGUCGUGCAGUGCGUACUAGCGCCCCUGCAGGUCGUGGUCAGCUCCAAUCUCGACCCACCCGCGGCGUCAGAGCUGCGGGCGGUGCUGCGUCGGACCGCGCUGCUGGAGCACUUGGCAGCGGCGCUGCUGCGCUUGGCGGCCGCGGUGGCCGCCAUCAGCCCAGACGCAGCGGAUGCAGCUGGGGGUGCUGCCACUGCCACUGCCACUGCCGCUGCUGGUGACGAAGCCGAGGUUGGGGGGCCCUCAUCAGUGGCCCUCGCGGCAAACUCUACAUGUGCUAUGUCGUUGCCUGCGAAGGUGUUGGUCCAGCUGUUUGCACUUGCAGCGAUGUGCUGCGGUAUGGUGCACAUGAUAAUCGUCUCGAUGGGAUGCACGCAACCAGACUUUUGGACGCAGCUGGAUCCACCGGCGCUGCCGCACCAGCCGUCGCUGUUACCACAGCAGCAGCAGCAGCAGCAGCAGCAGCAGCAGCAGCAGCAACAGGAGCAGUCGCAGCGGCAACACCAGCAACAGCAGCAACAGCAACAGGAGCAGCAGGAGCUGCAGCGGCACCGACUGGCAGCCGGGGCGACGCCGGCGCCCGCAUCGGCGGUCAGCCCAGGGGUCCCCGCCGUACUGCGUGCUGGGGACGGCGAUGAGCUGAAGCAGCUGUUCGGCGGCCCCUUGCUGCGGACCUUUGCGUUGUGGGUCCUGUGGUGCGCGGAGCGCGUGGUCCCGACGGGCCCGGCGGUGCAGCAGCAGGCGGCAGCACGCGGAGGGCGCCCGGGCACGGACGGCCCGCAGCCAGGAGGGGUUGUAGCAGCAGCCUGCGUUGCAGAGGCGCCGGGCCGCCCUGCUCCGCAGCAGGGCUGGGUCCGGCCGGCGCUGUCGGCUGACCUGUUUCCCGAACACAUGCGGCUGCUUGUGCCUACCGCGUACAUUCUCGCAUUGAGCACCCGGGCUUAUCCGUGCAGGCUGCAGCUCCCGCAGCCACACACGAAGGUCGCGGGCGGGUUGUGUGGCAGCGGCGGCGAUGACUCGAGCCCGGCCGCGGCGCAAAACUCCGCGGGGGCACCUGCUGCCGGUGUGCAGCAGGGGCAGGGGCAUGGGCAGCAGCAGGGACAACAAUCGAAGCCGGGACAACGCCGGGAGCAGCGGCCUCCGCCACAGGAGCAGGAAGGGCAGUCAAAGUGCGACGGGCCAGCCGCCGGCGCGCCGGCGCCGCCACAGCUUCCGCUGCCAACAGCAGCCCCCGCGGUGGGCCUGUAUGACCUGGUUCAGCGGCUGGUGGGCGCAGUGCGGCUGCAAGACGGCAGUAGGGCCAUGAUCUUGCCGUUGGACUACAUGCCCUCGGCGCUGCUGGUGCGGCUACUGGUUCGGCUUCGGCCGUGUCAGGCGGUCGCGCGGCUGCCGAGCUUGUGGCGGACGCUGCUGUGGGAUUGCGAGCGGCUGGCUACGCCGGAGAUGGCGUGCGAGGUGGGGCGGGUGCUGCGGCUGCAGCUGGCGCGUGCGCCAGCAGCAGCCCCGGCUACAGCCGCCACACCAGCCCCGGCUACAGCCGCCACACCAGCCCCGGCUACAGCCGCCACAUCGGAUGGGGUGGAGGCUGCUGCUGCAGCAGAGUUGCCGGCAACAGGGGCACCGGCGGCAGUGGCAGCAGCAGCAGCGGCAGCGGCGGAGCCUACAGCCUUACCAGCCAGCUACACCCUGCAGUGCGCGCUGGCAGAGGGACUGCUGCCGACCCUGGAGCGGCUGCUGCGCAAGUCAGCAGGCGACAACUGGCAGGCAUACCUGCCGGGUGGCGGUGUCGACGAAUUGCUGAGAGCCGUACUCACGGAAUCAGAUUCCUGGCCGGCGAUGCUGGCUCACGCGCCGCCGGCUCAGGUUGCCUCGCUGGUCGCGACGCUGGCGGCUGUUGCAAGGCGGCUGUGCAGCGGCUCCCUCCUGCGGCCGCCAAGCAGCGGCGGCAGCAGCGCCGGCAGCUCCAAAUGCAGCAGUGGCUUAGUGCCAGCGGCUGAGGGCAUUGCAGAUGCAGAGACAUGCAUGCUCAUGAGCUACUUGAUGCAGCUUCUGAUCCACUCACUAGACGUGCGGUACCCGUUGCUGCCUGAUCGGCCCUCUUGCGAGCAAGAGCCCGCGGCGGCUGGGGAACACUUGGAACCACCGCUGCAGGACAAGCGGCUGCAAGGACAGCAGCCGGGGCAGCAGGAGCAGCAGGAGCGAACGGAGAAAAAGUCCGAGCAAGUCGCAACAGAACCGCCUGGCGGCUCGCAAGGGAGCUGCAAGAAGGAGGAUGCUCCUGCUGCCCCUGCUGCCACCGCAGCAGCGGCACAAGAGCCACUGAGCAUACACGCUUCUCCGCACAUGCGGCGCAUGGCAGCGGCCGGCGGCCGGCCGCAGCCUGGCUCGCCGGCGGCAGAGCAGCAGCGGUUGCUGACGAGCCUAUGCAUGCGGCAAUGGCUUCCCUGCGUGCUCCAGAUGAUGAGGGCGCGGCUCGCCAAGGGCAUGGCCCCAGCUGCAGCUCUGGUGUGGGCGGCGGCGCACCUGGUUGCGGUCCCCGUAAGCUUUGCUCUGCAUGCACAGCACGCAGCCGUAAUUGCUGUGGGUGACGGGAGCGCAGCGCUAGCCGAGCACAGCAGCGGCAGCGGCACGAACGCGAUGGCUGUGCCUCCUGCUCUGGCAGCAGACUCGUGGCGGGACUUCCUGUGGAGCGACGAGGCGGGUGUUGUGGCCUUUCUUGCUGCCCUGCUGCAGCUACGUGUCACCACUGACCAAAUGGACCAGUGCUCGUCAAGGUUGCUGGUGGCGGUGGGGGCCUGGGACCCAGUCAUGCUGGUCCGGGCGAUUGCAGCUGCUGCCCGCGAUGGCAGAGGUGGUGACGGCAGCGGCGGCGGCUACAGCAACAGCAGUAGCGGGACGGGAGGCGGCAGCGAGACAGUGCUGUCAGGGGCGCUAGCUGAGCAGCAGGGACCUAGCAGCGGUGAUGGCACCGCACCGGCACCGGCGCGUGUGGCUGCCGCUGCACUGGCGCUAGCACCGGCACGCGCGCUGGCUGAGCGACUGCCUCAGGGGCAGCAGCGGCAGAAGCUCACACGACUGCUUGACUUGAUGGCAGCGGCCCUGGAGCGCACGCCAUCGUUGCUGUCGGGCGCGGCAGGGGGCGAUGAAGCGCCGCGUGUGGAUGCGGAGGAGCUCCGGCGCGAGGUGUUGGCGGAUGCCGGGAUGCGGGCCGCUGUGGAUGCGGUUGGCUUGGUGUGCCCGGCGGAGGUGGAGUUGCGGCUCCGCGGCCUGCUGGCUGCCGCGAAGGCAUCCGGCGGUAGCGGCGGCGAAGCUGGUUGCGGCGGGCAAGGAGUGGCGCUGUGCGGCAACCCCACCUGCAGCAACACUGACGGGCCCAGCGCGGCCAUCCCGCAAGGCGGCGGCAAGACGUGCGCGCGCUGCAAGGCGGUGCGGUACUGCUGCGGCGCUUGCCAGCUGAGCCACUGGCGCGGGGGGCACAGCGCUGUGUGCGGCAAGCUAGCACAGCCGCAGGCACAGCCGUCGCACCGGCAGGAAGAACCCGCCGCUUCAGCCCAGCCUCAGCAGGCGUAGGCCAAGCAGUGGGUGCUGGUUACCGGAUGGAGGUGGAGGGCUUCAGACGCAGGAGUGUUUUGUGCACGUCGGACCGCUUGGGCGCCUACCUGCAAUGUAUCUCAUGUAUCUCAUGUACCGGUAGUUGCUGUUGAGGACUGACGUUCAGUGUGAGCCGCCACGGCUGGAGUGCUGCAUGGAUGCUGGCGGAGGAAGGCUAUGGCUGCUGGGAGGAGGGAUGCGCUAAGGUGUUGCUCUGCGGCCAUGUACUACUGCCAUGAACGAGCUCAAGAACUUGACCAGUCCUAGGUUUUUGCAAAGUGGCAGAGUCGGGUGUAGCGUGUGCCACUCCGCCGUGUUGUGCGCGUCUGAGUGUGCUCAUCGCAACUGCGCAUGCAGCUGAUGGUUUAUGGCGUAAUGUUUAGGCAUCUAGGUCCGUGCACGAGGUGCGUGGGUGUACGUGUUAUGCCCUGACUGAGGCCGUGAGGCGCCAGCACCAUGGCGGCAUUCCACACCACACACUGGGUAAGAGCUGA
Chlamydomonas reinhardtii is the source of this 4644-nucleotide messenger RNA. RefSeq lists its product as uncharacterized. The coding region runs from base 350 to 4129 and encodes 1259 amino acids. The record is from RefSeq and is a predicted model, not a curated record. The transcript has 2 exons. Gene Ontology annotation, molecular function: kinase activity. NCBI's taxonomy places the organism in Eukaryota, Viridiplantae, Chlorophyta, Chlorophyceae, Chlamydomonadales, Chlamydomonadaceae.